Molecule: messenger RNA, 1080 nt
Organism: Epithele typhae
Lineage: Eukaryota; Fungi; Basidiomycota; Agaricomycetes; Polyporales; Epitheliaceae
Exons: 6
Coding region: 1-1080 (359 amino acids)
Source: RefSeq, a predicted model, not a curated record
AUGGAGCCUGUCGUUCACGACAAGCGGAGGGGGUCCGACCGCUGCAGGUUCUACCCAACACAGACGGGGCCUCCUGAUGACAUCCUCUUGAAGAUCGAGCGCCAGCGAAAGAUCGAUGAGGCACUUCAGCAAGAGGCGCAAGCACCCCACCAAGAUGCCGAGGACCUCAAUGAGGAACAUGUCACCUCCUCAUCAGAAGACGACCACAACCGUGACGACCACGAUGGCGACGACCACGACCACGACGACCACGAUGACCACGACCACGACCACGACGGGCGCGACGACGGCCACGGGCGCGACAGCGACAAUGACCACCACCGCGACGACCGCAAGAGCGACGAUGAAGAUUCAGACCGCCGCCGCCGCCACCACCCCAAUACCCCGAAGAGGAAAAGAAAGGACAACCGUGGGAGAAGGAGAAAAGGCACAGGGCGGACGAGGUGUACAAUGGCGAGUAUCCACGUCGCCACCGUGAAGCUCGAACAAGGCAUGGUCGACCUGACGAGGAUCAGCGCGAUCGCCACGCGCUACACACACCAUCGGAUCAUGGAGAUGCAGCUGUGGGAAGCCUUUGAUUGGCAGGCCCUUCUGCGUACGAAGAUCCGACUAGAGCCAUAUCACGCGGGAUGGAUAUGGGUGCGUGCGCAGGCGGGAGAGUGCUUCGAAUUCGGCAUCUACGCGCGGAUGUGGGAGGAAAGUGCGGGCAGAUCAUCUCACUGGAAAGAUGUCAUACGGGUGAUGAUGCGAGACGCUACCGACGACGUUCCUUUGGUGAUCCAGUGGCACAAGGCCCGGGUGUUUGUCGACCACGCCGACGAGAAGACGCUCACCUCUUCGCUCAAGUCCACUCUCGACGACGAAGGCACGCUAACCCAACAUGCGAACCUGGACGGCUGGGGCAUUGCGUUGGACGCAUUAGAACUCGCGCGACGGAUCACCCGCCUCAUUGAGCUGAAGAAGGAGAGACAAGAUAAAGAGCAGGAAUCAGACAGCGACAGCGACUACGACCGUGGGGGGUGCGGCACACGCCUGGGGAUGUCCGCGUCCGAAUGGGUGAGGAUCGCGGAUGUGUCCUAG